AGUGGGUUGCCUCCUACCACAAUAGGUGGUUUACGAUAAAAUCUGAGGCAACGGGCAGUCGAGCACGGCAUAUGCGGCGGAGUGGCGGUCGUCGCGGCCAUCGCGGCGGUUCCCGCACAUCAACAAGAGCCACGUGCCACUCCUAAUGGAAAUUGCGUGAGGUACACGACAAUGGGUUGCACCAGCAGCGCACCAGCUGUCGUUACACCUGAUGCUAGUGCCACAGAAAGGCAGAAAAGCAUUCAAUUCGCUGAUAGCUGUGAUCAAACAAUAAAUAGUAAUGAAGAAAUCGAAAACAGUGAAAGACACGAUACAAAUAAUGUGCUUCCUCAAUGUGAUACUUUAGGACAAACUAUACGUUUAGUUAAAAGUGAUAUUUCUCUGAUGGAGACAUUUCCUUUAAAGGAAGAUAAAAAUUGUCAGGAUGUUGCAGAAAUGAAUUCGAAUAGUGAAAAAGAAUUAGGAGCCAUUGUUAUUGCUAACGAAGAAGAUAAAAUCUCUACUUUAGAAGAAGUUAUUGAAAAGGUAAUGGAAUUGAAUCAUUCAGAUGAAAUGCAAAGUUCACAAAAUGAAGAAACCUCGCCAAUUAAUAAUUCAGAGGACCAAAACCAUACGACACAGGUGGAAGAUACUAAUGUAUCAGAAAGUAUUGGACAUAUUGAAGCAAAUAACGAACAAGAUGAGCACGGGGAAGAAGCGAUUAGCCCCAGUCUAUCAGAGAGCAGUCGUGCUACGAGAUGGGAAGCUUUAGCUGAUAUUGCAGCGGAACUACCGGCAUCACUCACCAUUGAUCCUUUAACGGGUCAAAUUUAUUCACUCGCAAAAUAAAAACAAAAAUGAACGAACACACUGCAUUUUGUA
This is a messenger RNA of Bombyx mandarina (wild silkworm), 861 nucleotides long. RefSeq lists its product as uncharacterized. The record is from RefSeq and is a predicted model, not a curated record. NCBI's taxonomy places the organism in Eukaryota, Metazoa, Arthropoda, Insecta, Lepidoptera, Bombycidae.